AAUUCAACCCUUGGAGAGAAAACAAGGGAUAUUUUUCAAUGAAUGCGACAAAGCAACUUACUCAAAAGCACUAAUAACAGUUAUUAGUCCAUGAGCAGCCUCUGGAGAUGACCAGCUCGCUGUAUUUAAUCUCGUUAAAUGAAGGGGCGGGCUGUAGUUGUAGUUCCUCCUCACAUCCUGCGCUGACCCCCCGAUACCCCCACCGACUGAUCAAGCGCCUGCGGAGCAACAAGCCUCGCUGCCGGUGAAAAGACCUUUAUCUGCUGUUAAGGAGAGAUGGGCAGCUUGUAUAAGGAUGAGCAGGGCGACUGGAUCACGGUGUGUCUCAAGUACCUCCUCUUCGUCUUCAACUUCCUGUUUUGGAUGGGCGGCGGGGUGGUGAUGGGUGUCGGGGUCUGGACGCUGGUCGAUAAAGGAGAGUACCUGAGCCUGCUGGCCUCUAGUACAUUCGCUGUGUCCGCCUACAUCCUGAUCCUGGCAGGAGGGCUGGUGAUGGUCACUGGGUUCUUGGGCUGCUGUGCCGUCAUACGUGAGCAGAAGAGCUGUCUGUCCACGUACUUCUCCUGUCUGCUUCUGAUCUUCCUAAUUGAGUUGGUGGCUGGUGUUCUGGCCUACGUUUAUUACCAGGCGCUGAGUGAAGAGCUGAAGCAGCACUUGAGCAAGACGAUGACGGAGAACUAUGCCCAACCUGGAAAAGAGAGCAUCACUCAGUCUGUGGACAGACUACAGCAGGAUUUCAAGUGCUGUGGGAGCAACAACUCAUUUGAUUGGACACACAGUGUGUACAUCAUGUCCCAGCAAGCGGAGAAGCGGUUGGUCCCUGACAGCUGCUGUAAGACCAUCACUCCUCAGUGUGGAAUGAGAGACCACCCCUCGAACAUCUACAAGGUGGAGGGCGGCUGUAUCACUAAACUGGAGCAGUUUCUGGCAGAUCACUUGCUCAUUAUUGGUGCUGUGGGAAUAGGCGUGGCCUGUCUACAGCUGGUAGGAGCAGUGCUGACUGCCUGCUUUAUUUAUCUGCUUUAUAAAGAAGAGGAAGAAGACUUUUCUGAUGUUUGAUUGGCUAGUGCCAAUGUUUGACUCCUGAAGCGCUAUGCAAUGAGAAGAUUUGUGGAAUGGUGUUCACCUGUUGCCUGCAUAGGCGAAUUAAACUGGACCCGUAUUGACCGCUCGGAAAUGUUAUAUGCCUUUAUUACACUAUAAACACACACAUCCAUGGCCUUACUACUGUGUCCAUUUUAAACUGCAUGACCAAAUGCAUUUGCAUUCAUAUAAGGGCUUUAUUAUCUUUUAUUUGCCACAUUUUUAAGACAAAUGUUGCUAGUGGCAUUGCCUCCUUAUGAUCCUAAUAUAUGGAUGUGGGAUAUUGCCCUGUAGUCAUUUCGAUCUCAAGGAAUAAAAAUAAAUAUUUUUUACUUUGAGUAAAUUAUAAUAUUUCAAAAUAUUUGUAUUAACCACAUAUUCACUUUAAAUAGCUAGGUUAUGUGCUGUUAGAUCUCAAGCAGGUGUGGGAACCUGCUUGUAGGCACAAAAUGCAACAGAACAACAUUAAAACCAAUCCAAUAAUCAUUAACAAAUUAAAAAAAAAAAAAAAAAAAAAAAAAAUAUAUAUAUAUAUAUAUAUAUAUAUAUAUAUAUAUAUAUAUAUAUAUAUAUAUAUAUAUAUAUAUACUUUAACAUUGCAAUAAACAGGUGUCUUUUAAAUUCUGCCAAUUGUCACACUUCAUGUUAAAUAUCAUUCACAAAAAAUUUAAAUAAUAAUAAAGCUGCUGUUUGAGUCUUAAUGAUUUUUCUAAUAAUGGCAGAAUAUUAUGCUUUUUUUGAAGGAGAUUUUACUCCAAGGAUGAACUCCAAUUUAGGGCCAUGUCAUGAAACGUUCAGCUGAUUGAAGGAAAAGAAUGAGCACCAUUCCAUUGCAUUGCAACACAAGUCACAGCUGCAAAAUCUUAAUGUAGUUGCCACAGCAACAUCAGCCUUAUUGAAAUUCAAUGUAAUUUGGGUGAAAAAUGGUUAGAAAAAGAUUUAAUGUAACAUUCUUGUUUUCUGUUGUAAUGAUUACCGUCUGUAAUCCAAUUGCUUUAUGCUUACGACAGAUUAUGCAUAUUUUAAAAACAUUGUCAGUAAAAACAUCUCUCAUGAACUGCACGUUAAGUCUGUAGGUUUUGAUUUAAAAUAUGCAUUUAAUCAUCCCAGUAGUUGAUAUAAUAGAUGUAAUCUUUCAUUUGAAAACUGUUAUGUAUUUGUAGAUGGAAAUGUGUAUGUAUUUUCAUUAAGAAUUCACUUGAUUAAUUCUUUGCCUUAAGACUGUUGCAAAUUUUUGUGGGCAGUAGAGAUUUAUCUGAAACAGCUGUAUGUUUUCAAAAAAAUCUAUUUCUAAUAAACUUAUUUUGUUGACGUA
This is a messenger RNA of Carassius gibelio (silver crucian carp), 2398 nucleotides long. It is a transcript of the gene tspan11, whose product is annotated as tetraspanin 11. The record is from RefSeq and is a predicted model, not a curated record. Gene Ontology annotation, cellular component: membrane. NCBI's taxonomy places the organism in Eukaryota, Metazoa, Chordata, Actinopteri, Cypriniformes, Cyprinidae. The transcript has 9 exons. Bases 277 to 1059 code for a protein of 260 amino acids.